AUAUUCAUAGCUUCUGUUAGUCAUACUUAGUUGUCACCAGUUUCGAGGAAUGUGGUCGUCUCUCAUUAAUCUAGCGCAUCCUAUGAUUUGAAGAAAACAACGACGUAAGCCAGCGGAAAAAAAGCCAACAGCCAUUUUAAGAAGAAAAAGUAUAUAUUAGUCUCGGCAAGACCUAAGGCCCGUAAAACAUGAUUUUCGCUUGUAAAAUGUGAUGAGCGAAAGCUAUCUGUAUCGACAUGAACACCGUCUUCCCUGUUUCAGGAUUCAGCUUGACUUCCUUUCCAGUAAUCAUGACUAACUUUUCAGAUAUUUCAAACUGGACUAAUGAUGAUAGAUUUUCAGAACUCCGAAACUUCUCAUUGUGGUUAAUCGAGUUUCAGGAGCAUCUAAACAAUAUUACCGAGCACCCUAUCCACUCGAACGAAGUUUCUUCAACAGGAGCUGUGGAGGAGAAAAUUCGCCUGAUUCUUCCAUAUAGCAUUAUCUUGUUGCUGGCAGUGGUGGGUAAUGUUCUUGUAAUUGUGACCUUGGCUGUCAACAAGAGAAUGAGAACAGUCACGAAUGUCUUCUUGCUGAACUUGGCCAUUAGUGAUUUACUUCUAGGAGUUUUUUGUAUGCCUUUUACUCUUAUUGGCGUUUUGAUGCGUGAAUUCGUUUUCGGAGACGUCAUGUGUCGCCUCAUUCCUUAUCUGCAGGCUGUUUCGGUUAGCGUUAGUGCUUGGACCCUGGUUUCAAUUUCUGUUGAACGCUACUACGCCAUCUGUCAUCCACUAAAAUCUCGACAAUGGCAGACUCUAUCUCACGCCUACCGGAUGAUCGGGGGUGUAUGGAUGGGAUCGAUGACGUGCAUGCUCCCCAUCGCCAUCCUUAGUGAGUUGCAGCCACUUCGAAGAGUUGAUCGAUUCAAAUGUCGGGAAAGCUGGCCCACUGAGACAGCAGAAAAGCUGUUCAACAUUUUUCUGGACGUUGUCCUGUUGGUCACUCCACUGUUAAUUAUGAUAAUAACCUAUUCACUCAUCACACUAACACUCUGGCGAGCUAUACGUCCUUUUCGAUCUAGGACUGAAGGCAAAAGAAGAUUAGCCCUUAGGCGUGUUAGAGAAGUCCAAUAUCCAUUAACAACACGAUGCAGAAACAUCAGUAGUACUUUACCGAAUACCAGCCGUAGUACUUCAUAUAGCAGGGCUCAUCAGGACAGAAACAUGAGCAGUACUGUACGGAGAACCAACCAUGGUACUUCAUGUACAAGGGCUCAUCAGGACACAAAUGGAAGGGAACUACACACCAUACAGAGCGUUAGUAACCACGAAAGAUCGCUUGCUCAGAAGAAGCGUGUGAUUAAGAUGCUGUUUGUUGUUGUAUUCGAAUUUUUUGUCUGCUGGACUCCAAUACACGUCAUCAACACAAUAAGUCUCUUUAACCCUAUAGGUGUUUACGGGGGUCUUGGUUAUCAAGGCAUUUCUUUUCUUCAGUUGCUAGCUUAUACUUCUUCUUGCUGUAAUCCUAUUACUUACUGCUUCAUGAAUGCCAAGUUCCGUCAAAGUUUCAUCAACAUCUUUGGUUGUAAGUCUGAAAGGUGGCACGUCCAGUAUCCUAGCAGUAGAUCCGGAACGUUGGGAGGAACAGUUGGCCAUGCAGCAUUCACGGAAGGAAACAUUCAGAGACCCAAGUACUUCCAGGAGUUAUCAGUAACUUAUCCGAAGGAGGAAGCCACCCAACAAUAAACACGAUUUUUGAAAGAAUGCUUGGAGUGCCUUUACAAAGGGAUCUCAAACAUAAACGAAACGCCAGAAAGCUAAAUUUACGUAGUAAAGUAUGACAAAAUAUAUUUCAGUAACUGUAUGAAAUAUAAAAGUACAUAUUUAACCCAAGUAACUACCUUUUUCGA
Messenger RNA from Limulus polyphemus (Atlantic horseshoe crab), 1888 nucleotides. Its product is annotated as cholecystokinin receptor-like. NCBI's taxonomy places the organism in Eukaryota, Metazoa, Arthropoda, Merostomata, Xiphosura, Limulidae. Gene Ontology annotation, molecular function: gastrin receptor activity; neuropeptide receptor activity. The record is from RefSeq and is a predicted model, not a curated record. Gene Ontology annotation, biological process: neuropeptide signaling pathway. Bases 237 to 1724 code for a protein of 495 amino acids. The transcript is spliced from 5 exons. Gene Ontology annotation, cellular component: membrane.